This is a messenger RNA of Condylura cristata (star-nosed mole), 1514 nucleotides long. RefSeq names its product cytochrome c oxidase assembly factor 7. The transcript has 3 exons. Gene Ontology annotation, molecular function: protein binding. Gene Ontology annotation, cellular component: mitochondrial intermembrane space. NCBI's taxonomy places the organism in Eukaryota, Metazoa, Chordata, Mammalia, Eulipotyphla, Talpidae. The record is from RefSeq and is a predicted model, not a curated record. Bases 53 to 748 code for a protein of 231 amino acids.
GUCCCGGUCGCUGGCGGAGCGCUCGUUUUUUCCCAGCUCGGUUGCUAGAGCUAUGGCGGGCUUGGUGGAUUUCCAGGACGAAGAGCAGGUGAAGGCCUUUCUGGAGAACAUGGAGGUGGAGUGCAACUACCAGUGCUACCGCGAGAAGGACCCGAAUGGUUGCUAUCGGCUGGUGGACUAUUUGGAAGGAAUCCAGAAGAAUUUUGAUGAGGCUGCCAAGGUGUUGAAGUUCAACUGUGAAGAAAACAAACACAGUGAUAGCUGCUAUAAACUAGGGGCCUAUUAUGUGACUGGAAAAGGAGGACUGCAACGUGACUUGAAAGCGGCCUCCAGCUGCUUUCUAAUGGCCUGUGAGAUGCCCGGAAAGAAGUCUGUGGAGGCCUGUCACAAUGUUGGUCUUCUGGCACAUGAUGGACAAGUCAAUGAGAAUGGCCAGCCCGACCUGGGAAAGGCCAGAGACUACUACACAAAGGCCUGUGAUGGUAGCUAUGCCUCCAGCUGCUUCAACCUCAGUGCCAUGUACCUGCAGGGCGCCCCUGGCUUUCCCAAGGACAUGGGCCUUGCAUGUAAAUACUCUAUGAAAGCUUGUGACUUAGGCCAUAUCUGGGCCUGUGCCAAUGCCAGCCGCAUGUACAAGCUGGGAGAUGGUGUCGAUAAGGAUGAAGCCAAAGCUGAGGUGCUAAAAAAUCGAGCCCAGCAACUGCACAAAGAACAGCAAAAAAGUGUCCAGCCCUUAACAUUUGGGUAAUGUGGGCCACCUUCUACAGAGCAGACAGCUGGCGGCUGCCCCUUCCUCUUUCUGACCUUGGUCGUCCAUCUGUUGGAGCAGGAAGACUUGGACUUGAUAUCAAGUGCUCUGAACACAUAGGCCCAUUAUCCCAAUAUGUCACCUAUUGGGACAUAGCCUGAAAUGUUUAUUUUCAGUAUUCCUUUAUCUGGUGUGAUCUGUGAAGACAACAUUUAUAGGGUACUGAGUUUUUAAGACUUACAGCUCUUUGAAAAACAGGAGCAAACUACAGAGCCAAAGUGAUCUUGUGAUGGAGAGGAUUGCUGAAGGGCAGGAAGUUGGAAAAGUUAAAGACACAGGGCCUAAAGGAAUCAGACGACAUGAUUAUGAUUAUUUUAGCUGAGAGGGUUUGGAAAUCAGUAAGUAUCUUGAUUUACAUAAUAGAGGGCUUAAGGAGCUAAGAACAGUUAAAUAGUCACGACUGCCACCCGCUAACUUAUGUAAUCAUUGGUGUGGGCUUCCUUCUUGCCUCUAGAAUCAGAUAUUUCAAUAAAUUUAUAGAGUCAGAGGGACGUGACAUGAGAUGUAGAAAUUAAAGGUGGUUGUGGCAAAGGAGAUGAAAUGCAAAAGCCUAUGUUUAGUGGAGAAAUUCACAGUUAAAAAUCAGCAUGCCUAGGGCCACUCACCUGGCUUUUCUCAUCACAGAGGGAGAAAUAAUUCCCUUCCUAAGGCCACUUCAGUUACUAUGAACAAGGACUUUGUGACACAUCUGUCCCUCAGAACUGAA